ACGCAAAGCAAUAAUACAAACACGAGCGGAAGAAAAUCUUUAAUUUCAAUGUUUUAAGUUCAACAUUAGCACUAACUAUAUCUCCAAGAAUUUAAACCGCAUAAGAAAAAGAACAGCGCUCUACAUACAAAUUUUGACUGCUGCCGGCAAAGUAUGCAAAUAUGGAUUUCCACAUACUGAUUGUCAUUGGUUGUGUGUUCGGCGCAUCGCUGCUGUCGUUUCUGUUCAUCAACAAGAUCUUCAGGCGCAAAACAUUCGAGGAGGUUGUGGCCGAGAAGCGUGCACUGAGUGCCAAUUUGUAUGCUCAGAACAAGAGUGGCGGCAAUGGGUCGACUCAGCGCAAGCCCAAGAAGAAGGAGCUGAAGCGCGAGAAGAAGCAGCGCCAGCGGGAGCAGCAAAAGGACACGGCCAGCAACAAUGAUCAGGAGGAACAGGACGACUAUUCCGAUGGGCAUUCCGAGGAGCAGGGCUCGGUUGGACUGGAAGAGGAUACACAGCCCGGAUUAUCCAAGCAGCAUGUGGAAUUCGAGCCAGAUCCAGAGGUCAUGACCGAGGACGAGCGCCGCUCAAGCAAUGCCGAAAAGGAAAAUCAACCCAACAACAACAAUAACAACAAUAGCAAAAAAGGUAAAAAGGACAAGCGCAACGUUGCCGGAUCCAAGCCAGCUGUUGGAAUUCUGGUAAACAAGAACGAACCCGUUUCCGUUCGGCAAACCCCUGUAGAGGAAACGCCGGCUCUAAACAACUUUGAGGUGCGUGCGCCCAAAGAUGUGGUCGAGCUGAAGAAACAGGAGCAAAAGGAGCGCAAAGAGGACAACAACAACAGCGCCAACACCAAGCAGCAGGCACAAAAGAAAAACGGCAGCGCUGCCAAAAAGGAGAAGCCACCAGUUGCCGUCGCGCUGCUCAGCGCUGCCAUGGAACAGCCCGUGGAGGUGCCGCAUGUGCCCAAGCAGAUAAGUCUCAAGCAGCAGCAACAGCCAACUGGCUCACCCAAGCAGCACAACAAUGUGAACAAGAACAAGCAGCAGCAGAAUUCGCAUGCUGGCAAGAAGCAAAAGGAGACGUCCUUGACCGCCAAGGAUUUGGUGCAGGCUCUGGACAAGCUCGCCGAGCAUCAGACUAUCGGUGUUUCCGCGCUGAUGAAUGUUUUUGCGCGUGCCGAACUGAAUCGUUCCGAGAUACAAAUACUCAUUGAUUAUCUGCUUAACAAGCAGCAAGAUAUGCCCGCCAAUCACGGCGAGUGGUCCGAUGACAUAUGCCAGAAGCUGAGGCGUCAGCUGCAGGAGAAGGAGAAGCAACUAGCCGAGGAGCAGGAGGCUUCCAUUGGCAUCCAAGCCAAGCUGCGUGAACUGCGUCAGGAGAUUAACACGGAGCGCGCCCAAAUACACAGUCGCAGCCAGGCGUACAAUGAGAAGCUGCAAAGCAAAGAUCAGGAGCUCGCGGCGCUCAAUCAGGAGCUGGCCAGUGCCAAUGAGAAACUGGCAUUGGAACGCCAACAGUUCCAGGCGAAGCUGCUGCGCGAAAAGCAGGCCAGCUCGCAGGAUCUGCUGCCGCAGCUGCAGCGCCUACAGCAAGAUCUUGCGCACAAAGAGAAGAUCAUUGCGGACAUGACCAGCUUUGUAAAUGCCGAGGCACAGCAGAAGAACGAAGUCAUGCAGCAGCAGGCCCAGCAGCUGAACGCCUUAGAGCAGCAGCGCGACGAACUGGAGGCGCGCCUCAACAACAGCGUGUUUGAGCUGGAGCAGCGCAAGCAGCUCGAAACGGAGAACGCCGAACUCAAAGAGGAACUGCGUAAUCUGAACAAUGCUCUGGAGUCUGCCAAGGCUGAGCUGGCCCAGUCUCAAGGCGAGCUAGCUCGCGUCUGCAGCACAGAACUGCCUGGGCUACGUCAACAGGCGGCCUCACUCGAAGCCAGCAAUGUCAGUCUUAACCAGCAGCUCAGCCAGGCCAACAGCCAGGCAGUGCAGGCCUCCGCGCAGCAGUCGGAGCAGGCUCAGGCGCAGUCCGAGGCGCUGACCACCCUACAGGCAGAGCUGCGCACGCUCACUGAUGUGCAGGCCACGCAACAGCAACAGACCACCGAUCUGCGUUCCCAGCUCCAGGAGGCGCAACAGCGCGCCGAGCAGCUGCAGGCCAGGGAGCGACAGCUGGAGCAGGAGCUGCAGGAGCAGCGCGAGAAAAAUAAUGACGUUCGUAUGAAAAAUUGGAAGUUGAUUGAAGCGUUGCAAAAUGCCGAAGCAACCGCCAGAACCACAACAACAGCAAAGACGAAAACAAAUACAGCGCAAAGUUUAGGCCAACAACAUAAACAGUUGCAGCAGCAGCAGCAGCAUCAAGAGCAGCAGCUAAAGGCAGCUGCCGCCAAUGGAGGCGAGCUGAGCGCGGCCGCCAGCAGCUCGGCAAAGGCUGAACAGCAGCGCAUACGUGAGCUGUACCAGCGCUUGUAUCCUGAUGCUGUGAAGGCACAUGCUGCCAACGCACUGAAUGCCUCCUUCGACGAGUGGCUCGAGCAGGUGCUCGCCACACACAUCAAGCAGCAACAGAAGCAGCAGCAGCUGCCGGCAGCGCAGAGCAGUAGUCAUAAGUCCACACAAUCAAGCAACAGCGGCGGCAGCAGCAACAGCGACCACAAUAGCACCACCCACAACAAUAUUAGUAGCAAUAAUAGUAAUUCGAAUAGCAAAUCUUCCGCUAGUGCUAGUGCUGCCGAGCAGCAGGAGCUGCACACACAGAACCUAAAGCUGCGCAAGCGCAACGAUGAGCUCACGCAGCUGGUCACAAAGACGAGCAACACUCUGGUGGACUUGGAGCAGCGGGCACGCGAACAGGACGAGCACUGGCGCGGCAUUGUCAGUCAAAAGGAUCAGCUCAUAUCCAAGCUGCAGCAGCAUGCCUCAAAUGGCGAGCAGGACAUUUAAUGUCGCCGCGACAAAGCGCCGCCCUUAAUAAAUAGCAGAACCACAACGAUAAUUGACAACAAUCUUAACGUUUGUCGAACUUCCAAAAAGAAAAAAAAACUACAACAACCACAACAACAAUUCUAACAAUCUAUUAAGUUUAAAGUUUAAUAUUACAUAUAUUUGAAGCAUAACACAAAAAAAACAACAAAAAAAUACAAAAAAAAAAACUACA
Molecule: messenger RNA, 3135 nt
Organism: Drosophila novamexicana
Lineage: Eukaryota; Metazoa; Arthropoda; Insecta; Diptera; Drosophilidae
Gene: alt
Exons: 6
Coding region: 162-2921 (919 amino acids)
Cellular component (GO): endoplasmic reticulum membrane
Source: RefSeq, a predicted model, not a curated record